AUGGAUAAUGGCAUGGGCAAGUGCACUAUAUUUGCGGAAGGAUGUCGUGGUCAUCUCACCAAGCAGAUUCUGGAGAAGUUUAAGUUGGUUAACCAUCCCAUGUCCUUUGGAAUUGGAUUCAAAGAGCUGUGGGAGUUGGAUCCAGCACAACACAAGCCAGGCUAUAUAGAGCACACCAUGGGUUGGCCACUGACGAUGGAUCAGUACGGCGGCUCAUUUGUAUACCAUAUCACUGACGAAGGACGGCCGCUAGCGCAAGUUGGCUUUGUGGUCGGUUUGGACUACAAGAACCCCUAUUUGAAUCCCUUCCAGGAGUUCCAAAGGUGGAAAACUCAUCCAUCGAUUCGAAAACAACUCGAAGGAGGUAAACGACUGGGAUAUGGUGCACACGCUCACAAUGAAGGAGGAUUCCAGACUGUACCGAAAGUAACGUUUCCUGGUGGUUGUCUUGUUGGAUGUACUGCUAGUUUGUUGAAUGUUGCAAAGUUAAAAGGAGUCCAAAAUGCCAUGAAAAGUGGAAUGCUAGCUGCGGAGUCGAUCUAUCCUGAGAUCAACGAAGAGGCUUCGUGUAAGUACUCAGCGGGGAUCGUUUAA
Molecule: messenger RNA, 594 nt
Organism: Ostertagia ostertagi
Lineage: Eukaryota; Metazoa; Nematoda; Chromadorea; Rhabditida; Trichostrongylidae
Source: the annotation of a GenBank genome assembly